This is a messenger RNA of Lepus europaeus (European hare), 1237 nucleotides long. It is a transcript of the gene NINJ1, whose product is annotated as ninjurin 1. Bases 61 to 510 code for a protein of 149 amino acids. Lineage: Eukaryota; Metazoa; Chordata; Mammalia; Lagomorpha; Leporidae. Gene Ontology annotation, biological process: tissue regeneration; cell adhesion. The record is from RefSeq and is a predicted model, not a curated record. The transcript has 4 exons. Gene Ontology annotation, cellular component: membrane.
GGACCCAAGGCGGAGGCGCGGACGCGCUCAGGCCGGAACAGGCGGCCCAGCGGCCGCAUCAUGGACUCGGGCCCCGAGGAGUAUGAGCUCAACGGCGACCCGCGACCUGGCUCGCCCGAUGCCUCGCCACCCCGCUGGGGCUGGAGGCACCGGCCCAUCAACGUGAACCACUACGCCAACAAGAAGAGCGCGGCCGAGAGCAUGCUGGACAUCGCGCUGCUGAUGGCCAACGCGUCGCAGCUGAAGGCCGUGGUGGAGCAGGGCCCCAGCUUCGCCUUCUUCGUGCCCCUGGUGGUCCUCAUCUCCAUCUCGCUGGCGCUGCAGAUUGGCGUGGGGGUGCUGCUCAUCUUCCUCGUCAAGUACGACCUGAACAACCCAGCCAAGCACGCCAAACUGGACUUCCUCAACAACCUGGCCACGGGCCUGGUAUUCGUCAUCGUGGUGGUCAACAUCUUCAUCACGGCCUUCGGGGUCCAGAAGCCCAUGGCGGACGUGGCGCCACAGCAGUAGGGGAGCCGGCAGGGCCAGAGGGGAAACUGAGGCUGGGAGGGCUGAGACGCCUCGCACAGGUCAGACUGUGUGACUCACACACAGGCCCUUGCUCCGGAUACUUGUCCAUACAGCCCAGUGCUGUGGGCUGCACACCAGGAACCUCUCACGCUCUGCCGUCCACCUUUCAGAAGCCUGCAUCGCACUUGCCCUGCAGCCUACCCGCCUGACCCUGGGAGCCGCUGCGUCCUGUGGCAUCCACCCGCUGCGCGUGGCGCUCUCUGGAGCCUCCAGAGCCCAGGCUGGCCUCUGCUGGACCGGGCCCAGCGGCCAGCCACUGCUCCGACUGCUGCACAGGGGGCCGCUGUGUUGUAUGUGGGGGCCGGUGGCAGGCCCAGAAGGUUGGAACUGGACAGCCCAGCAUCCUGUGCCCGGAGAAGGGUCGUGGCCCCCUGGGGACAAGCUGCAGGUCCAUGGAUGGGCCAGACCAAGGGCCCCGGCCGGCCUCUGUCUCAGGACAUUCCCGAGGGACAAGGAGUUGCCUCACCUCCCGCCGAUGCACCAGCACCCCCAUCUCCCAGUCUCCCUGCUGACCUCAGUGCCUGGGAUUGGCGACCAUUGGGAGGGAGCCGUGCCCACAUGGGCACCUGGCCCUGCCCCGCAGUGACCGGCAGAGCCUCUGCCCCCUCCUCGGGAGCCCAAGCCCCGCGUUUUCUAAUCAGGAAUGACUAAUAAAGCCCUGAUCCUC